Humulus lupulus (European hop) is the source of this 1983-nucleotide messenger RNA. Its product is annotated as protein EDS1L-like. The transcript is spliced from 3 exons. Bases 105 to 1877 code for a protein of 590 amino acids. NCBI's taxonomy places the organism in Eukaryota, Viridiplantae, Streptophyta, Magnoliopsida, Rosales, Cannabaceae. Gene Ontology annotation, biological process: defense response; lipid metabolic process. The record is from RefSeq and is a predicted model, not a curated record.
UCUAUAUUAUAAAGGGUAUUUUCUUGUAAGAUCGAUCAUCCCAUUUCAUCAGCUGAAAGCAAAGCUUCUUCUGAGCCUGAAAAGAAAAAUCUGUGUUGAGAAAGAUGAUGGCUAAUGAAAAGCCUGAAGCUUUGGUAGCCAGGAAUGAAGAGCUCAUCAAGAGAUCUCUCUCUGUGGCCAUGGAGGCUCAUAAGUCUCCAGAAGAGAAAUUCGUUACAAGAGCUACUACCCCCUCAGAAGUUAUUUACAGCUUCCCGGGAUCUUGGUCUGUCACAAGUUGGUAUGGUAACAGAAGACCCUUCGGAGAAAAAGAAAUUAAUCUUCAUCUGUUCCCUUCAAUGAGAAGCAUCAGCAACGAGAAAAAAGCAGAAGUAAAUGAAGCUUUUGAAAGUAGAUUUCAAUCAAUAUUGGAGAACUCAAAGUUUAAAGAUGAGGUACAAAAGGCUGCAAGAGAGAGCAAGCAAAUAGUAUUUACAGGGCAUUCUUCUGGGGGUCCAAUUGCAGUUCUAGCCACAAUCUGGUUGUUGGAAGAAGCUAGAAAACAAAAUAUCAGAUUCUCAACUCCUCCACUAUGUAUCACUUUUGGAUCUCCUCUAGUAGGAAGCCAUAUCUUUGCUCAUGCUCUCCGGAGACAGAAUUGGUCCAACCACUUCAUCCAUUUCGUCUCGAGAUUCGACAUUGCCCCUCGAAUCUUUCUUGCUCCUCCUCCGACCAACAUACAACAGUUUGAAAUAAUCCUGAACUUCUUAAGUGGACAAUCACAAGAAGUACCAAAUCUGGCUCAAGAUUACUUUGCGGAAGUGAUAAGCAAUGCGUUGACUCUUACAAGCCACGUUGCUUGCAAGCUCAUGGAGAGCACAAAUCUGCUGCUGGAAACUGUGACAAACUUCAUUGAGCUAAGUCCUUAUAGACCUUUUGGGGUUUAUGCCUUCUUCAAUGGGCAACAAAAGCUUGUCACUUUGGACAACUCCAACGCUGUUUUGCAGCUCUUGUUUUACUCUUGUCAGCCGAGUGUGGAGGCUGAAGUUUUGGAGAUUGCCAAAAGAAGCUUGGUAGAUCAUCAUACCUAUGAAACUCAACUGCAAACCUGUCACAAAGACUACUACUCAGGUGGUGCGAUGAAAUCAUAUACUUAUGAAAUCGACACGAUAAACAAGGCUGCGGAUGUCUUUGAACUGAGCGCAAGCGGUAGACUGUGCUUGCUCGCAGCAGGAGAGUCGGAGGAGCAAAAGAAGAGAACACUAAAAACAGUUGAAUCAAAGGAGAGCGAAAUAAAAAAGACAUUGAAAGAAAUAGAGCUUUACAAGGACGCAUGUGAACUUCGCAAACUUGGGUACUACGAUUCCUUCAAGCUUCAAAAGAGCCAGGAGGACUUUCAAGCCAACGUCAGGAGGCUGGUACUAACAGGCAUCUGGGAUGAGGUUAUUGAAUAUUUGAAAGGGUACAAACUUCCAGACGAAUUCGAGGGCCAAGCCAAGUGGAUUGAGCUAGGAACCCGGUACCGCCGCAUUGUCGAGCCCCUAGACAUAGCCAACUACUACAGACACCUCAAGAAUGAAGACACUGGACCAUACAUGACUAGAGGCAGACCUAGGCGUUACAGGUACAUUCAACUAUGGUACGAGCAUGCAACAUUGAAGAGAGAAGGUGCUUGUGGUGAGUCCUGUUUUUGGGCAGAGGUGGAGGAGCUCUGUUCCAAUGGAAACGAGGAUGUUAAAGCUAAGGAGAUUCAAGAACAGGUUUUACAGUGGAAGAAAGAUGAAGUUAUAGGAAAGGAUGUGUUCUUACGUAAUUCCACCUUUGUUAAAUGGUGGAAUUCCCUUCAUCCGCAAAUCAAGUCAGAUGGCAUUACACCACUCGUCCAUGGUUCCGAAUAGACUUUUUCUCUUUUGGGAUUGGAUUGGAUUUUAACCUUGUUUUGGACGAUCAAUGCCUUAAAUGUUAUAAAUACCAGCAAAUAAACGACUCUGUUUUAUGCUCCAA